Molecule: messenger RNA, 1350 nt
Organism: Eruca vesicaria subsp. sativa (arugula)
Lineage: Eukaryota; Viridiplantae; Streptophyta; Magnoliopsida; Brassicales; Brassicaceae
Source: the annotation of a GenBank genome assembly
GUUAGAUAUUUUAUUUAUAUUUUUGGUUUGAAAAUGGAAUAAAAUAACUUAAAAGAAAGUAACAACUAAACGGACUAGAUUAUUAAUAAAUAUAAAUUAAAAAUAAUGGAACAAGCGUCAAGCAAAUGAUACAACAAGAAAUCUAAAAGGGAGGAAGAAGAAGAUGACUUAUCGCGAGGAAGACGAUGCAGUUCCUGAACUGUGUAUGAGAGUUGAAGAAGAUGGAAUUGAGAAAGUAGGUCACUACGUUAAACUUAGUGAAUCAUCGGAGAGAGAAGCAGAGCAGGGAGAGCAACAAGAUUCAUCACCUUCUUCUUCUUCUUGUGGAGGGAAAAGAUCUAUUUGGUUCUGGAUCAAGCUUGCUCUUCUCCUCGCCUUUCUAUCUGCUUUGGCUCUCGCUGUUUACAAAUGGCUCGUUCCUUUAAUCAUGGAUAAGGAGCUUAUCCCUAUCAUAAAAUGGGAGUUGAAGACAUUCACACACCCUGUGUUAGGUCUUCUUGUAUUCACAACCGUGGCACUACUCCCUGUAAUACUUUUUCCGUCACUACCGUCAAUGUGGGUGGCUGGGAUUACAUUUGGUUUUGGAUAUGGCCUUCUCCUCACUUACCCAGCUAUAGCUAUUGGUGUAUCUCUUCCUUACUUCAUCAGCUAUCUCUUCUGUGACAAAAUCCAAGGUUGGUUAGAAAGAUAUCCGGACCAAGCUGCAAUGUUGAGAGCUGCUGGUGGAGGCACUUGGUUUCACCAGUUUCGAGCAGUAACGUUAAUCCGGAUUUCACCAUUUCCUUACGUUGUUUAUAACUACUGCGCUGUUGCGACUGGUGUGAAGUACGGUCCUUACAUGGCUGGUUCUCUCUUGGGAAUGGUGCCAGAGAAUGUUGUAGCUAUUUAUACAGGGACUCUUAUAAGGAAAUUGGUAGAUGCAUCCACUGAGGAACAAAAGGGGAUGUCGGUUCUUCAGAUUGUUCUCAACAUUUUUGGGUUUGUAGCUACUGUGUUGACAACGGUUCUGAUCAUGAAGUAUGCGAAAAGACAGCUUGAAGUUAUGAAGAAGGAAGAGGAAGCUUUGUUGUUGCAGUAAUGAUGGCAACAACCUUGGAAGCUUUUGUGUCUGCUUCUUCUUCCCAACAUACAUCCAAGUUGUGAAAGAACUUUGGUUGUUUGGUCUUUGGUUCUUUCACUUCUUUUUGUUUAAUAGAUAAAUAUAUAUAUCUAAUUAACACAGAAUAUUUAAAGUUCUAACACGAUCUAAUGUUGUAUAUGUUUUGUGUUAUUUUUUCUUCUCUUUUUCGAUGUUUGAAAAAGUAUAAAUUGGAGAAAAUUGCUUAUUUGAACCAUUGAUUAUUUGUUUAU